Molecule: messenger RNA, 916 nt
Organism: Thecamonas trahens ATCC 50062
Lineage: Eukaryota; Apusomonadida; Apusomonadidae
Exons: 2
Coding region: 347-850 (167 amino acids)
Source: RefSeq, a predicted model, not a curated record
UUUUGCCACUUGGCUUUUGCAGCACGCGUGACACGUCAGGCAUGCUCACCACACGCAUGUCGGUCAAUGUGCCUUCACGCAUCAGUGGGCCGGCUAUUCUCAAGGGUCUAGUCAUCUUCCAGAUGACAGGCAUGUUUUCUGCAUACUUCAUUGCACUUGCGGUGGGUCAUGUGGCGCCGCCGCCGCACGUGCCGAUGAUUUCUGAUCUGCUGGUGUCUGUGCCCGAGGCAGCGGUGGGCGUGGGCGUGUUUGUCAUGGUGGGGACGAUGAUGAUGUGCGCGGCGGUGUGCUUCCACGAUUACAUCCAGCUCCAGCUGGAUCUUGCAGGCAUCCGACGGACUCUGUGAUGCAUGUCAAGAACAAGGCCGCGACGGCGUUGUCGGUGGUGGCGUGUGUGUUUCUCGUCACGUUGACGGUGUGCAACGAGAAGGCGUGCUCGCACGUUCACGACACGUCGGCUGUCAUCUUCUUUGUCCUGUAUCUGGUGUACAUGGCGUUUGUGUGCGCAUUCCUGUCGGCGGCGGUUGACCAGCACGCCCGGAGCGUCAAUCUCAUCACCCGGGCCUCACUUCGGCUCAAGCAGGGCAUCGCCGCUGCCAACUUUACCUCGCUCGCCCUACUCGGCAUCUUCUCCUCGCUCGGCUGGUCCGCGCACGCUAACAAGAUUGCUCUCUGCGAGUGGGCGGCCGUCCUCCUCAUCCUCGCCUUCAACUUUUCGUUCUUCCAUGAGUUCUCGGGCACCUCUGUGGCGGUCAUCCAGGAUCUCCCCUCGGUCCCUGAUCCGUCAGCCGACCACCCGCGCGGCGCGUAUGCCCCGCUCGCAGCCUACGCCGAGUCGGACGAGUUCUAACUGUGCCCUGUGCUCCCAUGCUCUUCCACCUCAACACACAUCUUUUAACACACAUCCAUCCUUUCC